This is a messenger RNA of Salvelinus sp. IW2-2015, 888 nucleotides long. RefSeq lists its product as uncharacterized. The record is from RefSeq and is a predicted model, not a curated record. Lineage: Eukaryota; Metazoa; Chordata; Actinopteri; Salmoniformes; Salmonidae.
UUUCGUGAACACCGUUCUUUCCUCGUGGAAGAAGCUAACAGCUGAAUAGCUAACUAGCUAGCUACCAGUCAACUUAAAAUGUCUAAACAACAGUCGUUUCAUGUGUUUCUAAAUGAGCGCUUAACUGCGGCUACUGUGGAGAUUUUCGGGGAAGUUGAGAAAACGGUACUGAAAUACCAGGAGGAGAAUGAUCGGCUACGGAGACUGCUUCGGAUCACAUCGGAGGUUAAACUAUGUAGAACAGACUCCCUGCAGCUCUCUGUCUCUGAAGAGGAGGUUCCCCCUGAGCAGCAGCACUGUGAGCAGGAGUGGAGCCCCAGUCUGGGACAGAAGGACCCAGAGACCARACAGAUUAAAGAGGAACAGGAGGAAGUCAGGACCAGUCAGGAGGAAGAGCAGKUUCAAGGGCGCUUUGAUACCAAAGACUCCAUAUCCACUCCUUCCUGUGUGAAAAGUGAAUGUGAUCAGGAGGACCCAUGUCAAGAAGCCGUACGAGCUGAAUACCCAACUCUCAGUCCACUGAAAACAUCUAAACUACASUUGUUCUGUGUGUUUUUAAAUGAAUGUUUAACGGCAUCUGCUGCUGUGGAGAUUUUUGGUGCGGUUGAGGAAACUGUAGCAGAGUAUCAGGAGGAGAAUGAUCUGCUACGGAGACUGCUGCGGAUCACACCAGAGAUAAAACUAUGUAGAAUAGACUCCCUGCAGUUCUCUCUUUCUGUCUCUGAAGAGGAGGUUCACCCUGAGCAGCAGCACUGUGAGCAGGAGUGGAGCCCCAGUCUGGGCAGGAGGACCCAGAGACCAUACAGAUUAAAGAGGAAGACAGGGAAGUCAGGACCAGUCAGGAGGAAGAGCAGCUUCAAGGAGAUCCUGAUGAACUACGACUCCUGA